AUUUUGAAACACACCAAUACACUGUCGCACACACUUUCUCACACUCGUUCACUCUCUCUCUCUCUCUCUCCCACUGGUUACUAAAACAAAGGAGGCGUUGGAUUUGUUUGUUGGUCAAUGUUGUCAUUGUUUGGUUUGUCUUCGCUCGCCAUGGACGAAAAAGACGUGUUUGGGACACCUUUCCCUGAUUGGGAAUGUAAUAUCACAGAUAGUUUCACACCACUGCCAGAUGGAAACUUGUUUGGAGAGUUCCAAACCAUCGCAAACAUCAGCGAACCACAUCCGUUGGACCAUAUCGGUUGGCAACUUUACUUUCCGAGCAAAGACAUGCGUUCGUCACGUACAACAACUCAACACAUACGAUGCCUGGAGAAACACUACAAGGAAUUCCACCGGGACUAUCCAUUAUCGGAAGUGAAGCAUUGCAGGAGCUUUGAAUUUAAGCUUCAGCUUGCUAGGAGCGAUCUGUAUCUAAGGGAUGCGUGGCCAACGUUUGAGCAUGAUCUUCAAGAGUAUCCUGACUACACAAUAGCCUGCAUCGGGCUGGCCAUGUAUCGUAGUGUUGCGGCAUUGUGUUCCUCCACAACCGAGAUACCGAAGAUAUAUCCACAAUUGCAUUACUUUGGCACAGAGCGUCCAAUCAGCUCGAUCGAUACAAAUUGCACGGGCAAACUAAUCACUACUCGUGGGACAAUUACACGUGUUAGCCAACAGUAUGUAAAUACCACGUGGAGUACCUACAAAUGCAAAAACUGCAAACAUACGAGAGUGAUUUCGCAGUCGCAUGAAGUUGGCCGAAGGACCUGCUCAAACUGUCAUGCAAAGGGUGAACUAGUACAUCGCAGUGCAUCCGCUUUGAACCGGAAGGAAAUCCAUCGAAACAUUACGGUUCGAGAAAUGGCACUUUCAUCAAACCACAAUAAUACUCUUGACGUUAAAGUACCGGACGGGAUUGCAACUAGCUUAGUACCUGGAGCGGUUGUAACUGUAACGGGCAUUUUAAAUGUGGAUGUAUCGAAUAUGUCCUUGCAUGCGGUUUGUAUACGCGCCAACCGUAGUGAACCAUCCGCCGAUCGUGGUGUAGGGGCGACAUUCAACGCAACCGAUUUACGCGCUAUUAGAGAAAUUCAUUCUGAACCUUUGCCGCUCAAACUACUGGUACAUUCGAUCUGUCCGAACCUGAAGGGAAUGGUGACAAUUAAAGCUGGUUUGCUUUUGGCGCUGUUCAGUACUAGCAGCGACACCCAUGUUCUUCUGGCUGGUUCAGAGAGUGAUAGUAUGCGACAGCUGUUGGAACGUUGCCUAUCAGCAUCGCCCAAAGGAGCGUGGAUGAACAAUUCUUCCCAAAAGCUUGAUUCAUGGGUAGCUGCAUCGCUAUCUGGCUUUGAUCUUUGUUGUGCAGAACGAAUCGAUAUCCUGGAGAGUGUAGACAGCUUAGAGAAAAUAAUGAUCGACAGUGCAUUCAGUACGAACGGUUGUACAGCACGUGAGAAUGUGAAAGUUCCGGCUCGAGUCACCUUGUUAGCUACAGCAUUACCCGACCAAGGAUUGUUUGAUGCUGGGAAACCUUUCUUAGACAAUUUCACCAUGUCACGAGCGUUUUUGGAAAGAUUUGCCCUGGUGUUUCGAAUGGAAGACACCAUCGAUCCAGAAGACGAUCUUGUUUGCUUCAACGGGGUGCGCCUACAUCCCGAAAAACCUUCCCCAGCUAAAUGCAGUGUAGAAAUACCGUUGGUAAGACAGCUUAAGCUGCAUCCUGGAGACCAUCUCGAUCCUUUGCCAAUCGAACUGAUGCGCAAGUAUAUAGACUAUGCACGCCACCAUUGCAGCCCGGAAUUCACCGAAGACUCGACGAAGCUGUUGGAAGGCUUCUUUUCCCAAAUGUGUUCCAUCCCCCAGUGGCUAAAUAUAUGGAACGGAAUGAAAAUGAAACAAAUUCAGAACAUGGUUCGGGCAAGGGCGAGAAUAGAUCUCUCUGCUGAAGUAACUUCCCUGCAUGUGAUGGACACGAUACGGAUUGUUAGUCGCAGCUGGUACGACAAGUACGAUACGGACGACCGUGAUCCGAUGGUCCGAUUACCGGCGAAAAAGGGACCAAUGAAAGCCUCCACUGUUCGUCAGUUUCUAGAUGUUUUGCGAACACACUCGGAGCAAGUGAAGUCAAAGUUGUUCACCAUGAAAGAUCUACGCCAACUGAUGCAUGACUUUGAUCUGCCGGGCGUGGAAGAUGAGAUCGUGGAACGGCUUAACAUGCAAGGUUAUCUGUUGAAGAAGUGUGCGGGUUGCUACGAGCUGCUAGUUUGACUACCUUUUCGUUGUGUGUAGUGAAUUAUAGAAUCUCCUUUGCCUUUUCUGUAAACAAUAAAUAAAUUUGAUAUUUUUCUCUACCAUCUGCUCACAACGGUCAA
Anopheles stephensi (Asian malaria mosquito) is the source of this 2408-nucleotide messenger RNA. RefSeq names its product DNA helicase MCM8-like. The record is from RefSeq and is a predicted model, not a curated record. Gene Ontology annotation, cellular component: nucleus; MCM complex. Gene Ontology annotation, molecular function: single-stranded DNA binding; ATP binding; single-stranded DNA helicase activity. NCBI's taxonomy places the organism in Eukaryota, Metazoa, Arthropoda, Insecta, Diptera, Culicidae. The transcript is spliced from 3 exons. The coding region runs from base 118 to 2304 and encodes 728 amino acids.